UGAAGGGGGGAGUACGCUUUCAUCCGAGUUUCUGGAGCGUAUUAGAAAGAGCCCUAGCGGGAUACAGGGGGAGCAGAGGCGUGUGUGACCCUGGGCUGCUUCUGCUUCUUUCCGGGCGUCCGCCUUGCCAUUCUCACCAAGAGGUUGGCGGCACGGGGAUGUGUGAGCAGACGCGAUGGACGCGGGGAUCCGCCCGCACGGAAAUGGGAGUGGAGGAAGGCGCGCACAGAACUUUUCGCUGGACAGCCCUUGCCGAAAGGCGGUAACUAGAGGCCCCGCCUCGCAGGCCCCGCCCAGCCCCGCAGGCCCCGCCCCCGAGACCUAAAGCGCGGCAGCCUCCAGCUACCCCAUUGUAAACUCGCCGGACACGUUUUCGGUUUGAGUACUGUCCGUGCUCUCUCCACGCGCCCUCCGCCUGCCGACAGACAACAGAGUUGCCAGCACGCUCUUGUUCUCCCUUCGGCCGGGACACAUAGUAUGACUAUUAGGUGUUUCGUCUCCCAGCCAUUUUCUAUGGAAAACCAAGGGGAUCGGGCCAUGAUAGCCACUGGCAGCUUUGAAGAAUGGGAUGCCUUUAGAGAAGCUUGAUCUUGGAGGCCUCAGUGUGAGACCUUACAAAGCCGGAUUCCGGCAGAGUUCCUCUAUCUCGUCUUGUUGCUGACCGAAGGUGCCCCCUUCUCCAUCUUUCUCCAUCUCCUGGGAGAGAGGAGGAAAUCAGCAUUAUGGUUGGGUUCAAGGCUACAGAUGUACCCCCUACUGCCACUGUGAAGUUCCUGGGGGCUGGCACAGCUGCCUGCAUUGCAGAUCUCAUCACCUUUCCUCUGGACACCGCUAAAGUCCGGCUGCAGAUCCAAGGAGAAAGGCAGGGACCAGCGCGGGCCGUAGCCAGCACCCAGUACCGUGGUGUGCUGGGCACCAUCCUGACCAUGGUGCGCACCGAGGGCCCCCGCAGCCUCUACAAUGGGCUGGUCGCUGGCCUGCAGCGCCAGAUGAGCUUUGCUUCUGUCCGCAUCGGCCUCUACGACUCUGUCAAGCAGUUCUACACCAAGGGUUCUGAGCAUGCCGGCAUCGGGAGCCGUCUCCUGGCAGGCAGCACCACAGGGGCCUUGGCUGUGGCUGUGGCCCAGCCCACAGAUGUAGUAAAGGUCCGAUUUCAAGCUCAGGCCCGGGCUGGAAGUGGCCGGAGAUACCAAAGCACUGUCGAUGCCUACAAGACCAUUGCCCGAGAGGAAGGGUUCCGGGGACUCUGGAAAGGGACCUCUCCCAAUGUUGCUCGUAAUGCUAUUGUCAAUUGUGCUGAGCUGGUGACCUACGAUCUCAUCAAGGACGCCCUCCUGAAAGCCAACCUCAUGACAGAUGACCUCCCUUGCCACUUCACUUCCGCCUUUGGGGCAGGCUUCUGCACCACUGUCAUCGCCUCCCCUGUCGAUGUGGUCAAGACGAGAUACAUGAACUCUGCCCCGGGCCAGUACAGCAGCGCUGGCCACUGUGCCCUUACCAUGCUCCACAAAGAGGGUCCCCGAGCCUUCUACAAAGGGUUCAUGCCCUCCUUUCUCCGUUUGGGUUCCUGGAACGUGGUGAUGUUUGUCACGUAUGAGCAGCUCAAACGGGCUCUCAUGGCAGCCUGCACUUCCCGGGAGGCUCCCUUUUGAGUGUCUCCUGCUGCUGACCCAACCACCUUCGGCUUUGGCUCUGGCUCUGGCUCUGGCUCUGGCUCCGGCUCCGGCUCCAGCUCCAGCCAAGCCCUGCUUCCCUUCCCUCUCUCCUCACCCCUUCCUUCCACUCCCUUUCCCACCACCUCCCUCUCCUGUCCCCACAUUCUUACCCCUUCUCCCCUACCCCAUCUCCCCGUUGCCUCCCAGUCCUAGUAGAGUUGACCCCAGUUGACACUGUGGGAGGCCUGGAACUAGCCAGGAUCCCAAGCCUUCAAUCCCUUGAAAAGCUAAGCCCAACUCUUUGUUCUGCCCCUAGUCCCAGCCAGCAUGUCCCCCAUAAAACAGGUUCAACCUUG
This is a messenger RNA of Prionailurus viverrinus (fishing cat), 2011 nucleotides long. It is a transcript of the gene UCP2, whose product is annotated as uncoupling protein 2. Gene Ontology annotation, cellular component: mitochondrial membrane. Gene Ontology annotation, biological process: mitochondrial transport; response to cold; adaptive thermogenesis. Gene Ontology annotation, molecular function: oxidative phosphorylation uncoupler activity. The coding region runs from base 723 to 1652 and encodes 309 amino acids. Lineage: Eukaryota; Metazoa; Chordata; Mammalia; Carnivora; Felidae. The transcript is spliced from 8 exons. The record is from RefSeq and is a predicted model, not a curated record.